GAGUCGGAGAAGACUGUUGACAGUUGGUAGGACUGGGUUAGGUUAGUUGAACGAACACUUUCACUUUGUAGUUAAUUUAUCGAUCGACCAAUAUUCACAGUUCAACACUCCGAGAGGGCAGAUUCUUUAUGAAUCUAACAAAGACACUCUGCCGUCACCAUGCUGAACACAUCCAGACUUUGCCUUUGUUUGUUGACUGUGUUGGGAACUGUUUUCUGGGGAACUUGCUCACCGGAGGCUAACCAUCAAGGUUUCGACGAGGAUGCUUUUUCCAUCGAGCACUCGAGCUCAGGGAGCUGUCUGGACACAGUAGCUUCGACAAAAUUGAGUCUCGCUUCCUGUGACCCAAAGAACAAGUCCCAGCGAUGGAAGUGGGGUUCUGGUCACCGGCUGUUCCACUUAGACACUUCCCUCUGCUUAGCGUUCAAUGUCAGCUCCAAGUCGUUGUACCUGGCCGACUGUGGCUCAAACAUCCUGCUGUGGUGGCGCUGCCUGGAUGGGGCUGUUUACACUGUCUAUCAGAUGGCCCUGGCAGUCAGUGGCGGCAAUGUGGCAGCCAAACGGGAGGCUAAUGACAGUUGGGUAAGAGGAGGAUCCCAGGACAACAUCUGCCAGAAGCCGUACCGUGUCGUCCACACCACCAAUGGGAACUUUCCUGGCAUUCCCUGUGAAUUCCCCUUCAGACACAAUGGCAGCUGGUAUCACGGCUGCCUCCCAGAUGAAGAUUCCCCCGGACUGUCCUGGUGUUCAGUCUCACCGGACUAUGACCAAGACAGAGAGAAGGGACACUGUCUAUUACCUGAGACGGGUUGCCAGACCUUGUUUGCUGGCCCGGAAGGGGAUUCCUGCUAUGAGUUUGUUUCGAGUGUUGCAGUGAGCUGGCAUGAAGCUCUGGAUUCAUGUCGUAGUCAAGGAGCUGAUCUGCUCAGUGUGUCUGAGCCCAAUGAUCUCCAGUCCAAGACCUUUUUGGAUGGCCUCGACAGAAUGCCUGAGAGGAUGUGGAUCGGCUUGCACCAGUUAGACACGUCUAAUGGCUGGCAGUGGUCCGAUGGUUCCCCUCUCUCCACCCUGCGCUGGGAAACAGGAAUGCCGUACACCUCCAGUAUUCGUGAGCCUGACUGCGGAGUCCUGAACUCUAAACAGAACUACGAAUCUGAGUCAUGCAACCAUCAACUACCAUACAUCUGCAAGAAGAGUGUCAACGCCUCUGUCACAGAAACCACUGGCUCUUUUGUUUACAGUGAAACAGAGUGUGCAGAGGGUUGGGUCCCGUGGAAUGGCUGGUGUUACAAGUUAUUAAAAGAUAAACCACAAAACUUUACAGAUGCCUAUAUGUACUGCAACCACACAGAGGGGGGGGGCUCUCUGGCCAGCCUCCACUCCAUUGACAGCAAAGAGAUGAUCAGCACUAAUUUCCACGCAGGUGGGCAGUUGUUGGAUGUGUGGAUCGGGCUGGUCGGUGACGGCAUGAACCCCACUGUGUUCAAGUGGAUUGACCAGGCCCCUGUCACCUUCACAUACUGGGACCGGAACCAACCAGUCCAACCCAGUGUGGAGACCAGCUGUGUGUUCUACUCUGGACAGGCUCAUGGUUGGCAUGUCGGGGACUGCGGACAGAGGCUACCUUUUAUGUGUCAGAAGAAAGGGAACGUCAAGGAAUCAGCGACACAGGCCGGAUGUCCCGUUAAGGAUGGCUGGAAGCAACAUGGAAACUCCUGUUAUCAAGUGAACACCAAACAAGUGCCUUUCAAAGAUCGCUGCAACAUCACUAUAAACAACAGGUUUGAGCAGGCCUUCAUCAGCCGUCUACUUGGAGAGCACAUCACCAAGGAUCCUCAGUUUUUUUGGAUUGGACUGCAGGAUAUUAAUAACACAGGAGAGUACCAGUGGUUGAGCCAGGACGGGUCCCCGAGUGACGUCACAUACACCGACUGGGGCGCGUUCGAACCAAAUCUGCAUGGAGGCUGUGCAGUGAUUUCAACUGAAAAACCCCUGGGCAAGUGGAGGGCGAUGAACUGUACCAACUUUAGAGCCGGCACUAUUUGUAGACGAGACCUCAGUCCACCUCCAGAACCAGAACCAGAACCAGAGCCGAACCCCAAUGCAAAGUGUCCUAAUGGAUGGGUGUCCACGUCAAAGACCAAAUACUGCUACAAGGUGUUUCAUGAGGAACGGCUGAGUAGGAAGCGCUCCUGGGAGGAAUCUCAACUGUUCUGUGAGGCCCUGGGAGCCAACCUGCCCAGCUUCACAAACAAUGAGGAGAUGAGGGCCCUGCACAGCAUAAUGAGGGACAGCAUCAGUGAUAAUAGGUACUUCUGGGUUGGCCUGAACAGGAGGAACCCAAAUGAUCGCUCCUGGGAGUGGAGCGACGGCAAGCCCGUAUCUAUGAAUGUGUUACAACAAGAUUUCCAUGAGGAUGAUGCAUACAGUCGGAACUGCGCUGCAUUCAAGACAUCGAGGAGCAGCUUAAAGCACCUAAUUGUGUUCCUGAUGCACGACUUAUCCCCCGCACCUUUCUUUGCCACGCCAUUUCACUGUGACGCCAGGCUAGAGUGGGUCUGCCAAAUACCCCGUGGAAAGACACCAAAGAGCCCAGACUGGUACAAUCCAGACGGACACCAUGAGACAUCUAUCUUCAUAGAUGGAGCAGAGUUUUGGUUUGUUAAGGAGCCUAAGCUGACAUUUGACGAGGCACAGCUCUUUUGCAGAACCAGUGACAGUAACUUGGCUUCACCAAUCAGCUCCUCUGCUACUGGAAAGAUCCAGAAGUACAUAAUGUCGAGUUCUCCAAAGGAGAGCUGGUGGGUCAACUUGGAAGACCCCAUGUUGCAACCCCGUAUUCCCUUUUAUCAUACAGCUUUCCUGGGCAGAUGCACCUCCAUGAGUGCUGAAACUUUAUUUAUAAAGCGUGAGCGCAGCUGCGGUCAACGAUUUCCUUUUGUGUGUGAGAGACACAACAUCACGUCAGUGGAGAUAAACCCUCUGGAGCCUCGACCUGAAGGACAGCCCUGCGGAAAUAAGUUUCAGCAGUUCAGAAAUAAGUGCUACACUGUGAUGUCAAGCUGGAAGCCUGUGACGUUCAGAAUUGCUAAUGAGGAUUGCCAGUCAGUGAAGGGAACCCUGGUCACUAUAUCAGACCAGGUGGAGCAAGACUUCCUCACCACCCUGUUGCCGAGUGUGAGAUACAUGGAAAGGACAUGGAUUGGUCUGAAAAUCAGACAUCACGACCCAGAAUGGGUGGACCAGUCCCCAGUUAACUACUUCAACUUCAACUCCCUGCUCCUGGGCAUGCACAAGGCUAUAAAAAUCAACAAAUAUGACGAAGAGAGUAUGGAUUUGUGUGUGUUUAUGAUCAACAACCCAAACUCUGCCAUGCUCGGUACCUGGGACUUUACUUCCUGUACAGAUCAUCAAAACCUGGCGGUCUGUCAGCACUAUGCAGAUAAAGCGGAAGGGCCCCAUGUCCCAACAGAGCCCUUCAACGUCAAUAACCACACCUUCCUGCUGCUUGCACAAAAUCUCACCUGGUUUGAGGCCUUAGAGCAGUGUCAGAAGCACAAAAUGGAAUUGGCCAGUGUGGCCGAUACCUUCUUGCAGGCCACCCUCACUGUGCAUGUGAGCCGUGCACAAACACCCAUGUGGAUCGGCCUCUUCAGUGAAGACGAUGGAAUCCACUACCGCUGGACGGACCACAGCCACACUGUGUUCAGUCGCUGGUCUUCUGAUGUCACUAGCGGCCCAUGUGUCUACCUCGACACCGAUGGCUUCUGGAAAGCCACCUUGUGUGAGGACCAGCUAGGAGGCGCUAUCUGCCACAAACCACAUGAGGAGAUCAUCACCACACCAGAGGAUGUCGCCGUGAAGUGCCCUCAUAAGAUUAAUGGUCCAAACUGGAUCCCAUUCAAGAACAACUGCUACUCCUUCCAGCUGGUCGCCACCAGAUGGGACCAGUUUAACCAAGAUCAGAUUCAGGAAACCUGCAAAAAACUUCAUGCAGAUGCAGACAUCAUAACCAUUCGAAACGCAGAGGAGAACGAGUUUAUUAAGCAGCAACUCCUACCGUUUCGAAACUUGGUCCAGUUUGUUUGGCUGGGGAUGUUCAAAGAUGAAAACGAUAACCAGAUGAAGUGGUAUGAUGGCACCAAUGUACAAUAUUCCAACUGGGCCACUGGCAGACCAGAAGUUGAAGGACCGUUUAUGGCUGGCCUCACCGUCGACAGCAGCUGGUUUUUCAUCUCAAAGCAAGAAUUAUUCCAAGAGUUCAAACAGAGGAGCAUUGUGACCUGCAAACUGGACAAUGAACCAAAACACGAGUACAACCAGUCACCCACGGACUUCCAACAUUACGGCAACUUAACUUAUCAGGUGCUCAACAGUAAGAUGACCUGGCACCAGGCUCUGGAGGACUGUAGUGAGCGUGGAGGCCACCUGGCCAGUGUCCACGACCUCCAGCACAAUGCUCAUCUGAAGCUCAUUGCCAAGACGGAUGGAUUCCCACUGUGGAUCGGUCUAUCGAGCCAAGAUGUCAGUGGCUCAAACUUUGAGUGGUCCGAUGGAACAAGAUUUGACUACAAAGCCAUGAUCUCUGACUCACUGCAGGCCCCUGUCUCAGACAAACAAGAGCCCAGCUGUGUUAUGGUAACCCCUUCUGGAGCCUGGGUGAGGACCAGCUGCAAUACGGUGGUAGAGGGAGCCAUCUGCUACACCACCUCCAUCACCACCUCCUCCCAAAGAGCCAGACAGCUGUUUUCCUCGGGGGCCAAUCACUGCCCUCAGAUUAAUGGCAUGUCGAUGUGGGUGCAGCACCAGGAUCUGUGCUACGCCUUUGAUAUGAGCUUCUACAACUACAGCGUGUACAGCAUGCAGAAGGCCCGGAGCAUCUGCCAGAGCAUGGAUGCUCAACUGCUGACCCUAAAAAGCAAAGAGGAGAAGGACUUUGUGUCAAAGCACAUUGUUGAUGACACCCUAAUCACCAGCCGUGUGUGGCUCGACAUGGAGCUCGAUACUCAAGGCCAGCCUCUGUCCUGGCAGGAUGGCUCAGCACUGGAUUACUCCAACUGGAAGUCUGAGGCUUUGGUUAGUGGGAAGAAGUCCAUGCCCCACUGUGCCGUCAUGAUGGCAGGAAACGAAGGAAACUGGACACGUGCCAGCUGUGACACAAGCUACAGUCGUGUUGUCUGCAAAACUCAAGCAAAGUCCGGAGGCUCUCCUGUGGCAUUGGGUCUCUUCAUCGUGGUCGUUAUCGCUAUCCUUUUAGCCAUCGGCUUCAUCGUCUAUAAGAAGAAAAGAUCCUACUUCUCUUCCACCGUCCGCUACAAGAGAACCUUUGAUGAAUCAGACGCCACCAGUAUUAUAACAGAAGCUGACUAAGUUUCAGCCUCAGGCAGUAUUUACGCGCCUUGUGUGCAUUUUAGUACUUUUCAGCAAGAGCAGAUGCAGCCUUUCCCUUUUUUAAAUUAUUUAUUUAUCAUGUUGAAGCAAACUUUCUCAAAUGAUGUGUGAAAGUGUAAAUAUUGUUAGAGAAUUGUAAAAAUCUGCCAAUUCAGUUUCUUGAUUCUGGGUUACCUUAGAUUGUGUUGAUUAGGAGCCAAGCGUUAUACAGUAUGAACAUACUGGGGCUGUUCUCGGGUAAAUGUUGAUCAAUGAAAUCAGUGCAAUGUUUGAGUUUUUAAAUUGUAAGGAGAUGAAAUAUGCAACCAGACAAGAUUCCCAUUCAGGCCUUAUUACAGGGGUUAAACUGCAGUGUUGAUAAGUGACUCCAAGCUAUUAGUAACAAAACAAACUGUAUAUACCAUUACUCAAUCUAUUCCAAUGUGGCUUCAGAUAAUUAAUACAUUAAUAGACUAAAAGGCAGGUUCACCUGAAAAUAUUUUAGACCUGUUUUUCUUUCACAGUUUUAUUUAUAUAGAGAUUCUCGUUUAAAUACUCACGAUACAGCCCAGAUCUCACUCUGAAUCGUUUCAGAGCUGGUUUUCUACAAUGGUACGCCCAAUACCAAUCUAUGAGCAAACACGAGGAAACUAAAGACUGUCAAAUUUAAAUGUGUUAUUAUUUUUGAUAAGAAACUUGGCUUUUGAGUUCUUUAUUUUGUUUUAUUUUGUUAACCAAGCUGCACUUCAUUGGCCCAAGCAAAAUCUAUCUUUUCAAACUUCAGCAAAGGAUUAAGAGUUUGCACUCUGGUCAAGAAGCUACAUUGUUUUUAUUUAUUGGACUGUGCCUUUUAAAUAAAUUAGGUAAUGUAUGAUUGAUGAAAAAAUCACUCACUGUGCCUUUAACAUCAUAACUUCAGAAGAAAUGGGAGGUUUUAAGCCACUGGGUAGUGUAAUUUGCUGUGUAUUACCUGAUUCAGUCGUCUUAUUAGUACCUAACUGUGUAUUUGUUCACAAUACAUUAAUGAUUGAAGGGAAAAACCUGAUCUUGUAGUCCUGCUGAUCAGUUUUGUAAGUGUAGACACUGGCUUGCCUAAAAAUGACGACAUCGACAAACGACAUCUAUUUGUAUAAAGUUUGUGUUAAUGUAGAUCUGACUCCCUAUGCACUUACUACUGAGCAAGAAUGCACUUUAAUAUGUUCCAGCUAUGUUUAAGCACAAUGAGGUUAAGGGUUUUAGAGACAUUUAAAUUGCACUGGCGUUUGCUGUGAAUGCUUUGUAAAUACGUUUUAAACUGAGAAUGAACCAAAGAUGCUGAGUUGUUUUGAAUGUCAAAAGCCUGAUCUUUCUUUUUAUUUUGUGGAACUGCGUCAAUACGGCUUGUUAACCCCUUCAUAUCAACUUGUAAACCAAAUGUAAGUGGGUUGGGUUUUUUUUUUUUACUUAUCACUCUUAAACAGGUCUAUCAGCUCAAUCAGGUACAUUAUCCUUCCAAUAAAAUUUCUCCAAACA
This is a messenger RNA of Eleginops maclovinus (Patagonian blennie), 6882 nucleotides long. RefSeq names its product lymphocyte antigen 75 (gene ly75). Gene Ontology annotation, molecular function: signaling receptor activity. The transcript is spliced from 35 exons. Bases 160 to 5370 code for a protein of 1736 amino acids. Lineage: Eukaryota; Metazoa; Chordata; Actinopteri; Perciformes; Eleginopidae. Gene Ontology annotation, cellular component: external side of plasma membrane. The record is from RefSeq and is a predicted model, not a curated record.